AUGGUCUUUUUCGAGCUCUCCAUGGGCAUGGGCUCCAGGCCCCAGUCAGCCAGUGCCGGGGCGUUCCAGAGUCGCUACGAAGCGCCUGAUCGGGUCCGGUCCCUGCGGAGUCGUUUGCCCCGGAGCCAGACCCCCUUCCCGGCAGGGCCAGGCAGCAUGGCCGACAUGGAGCUGGACGGGGGCCGAGCCACCCUGGAGGAGGAUGGCAGCAAACCCGAUCUGGAGACAGCGGAGCCGCCGUCCUGUCCUGAGACUGCAGGCGCCCGGGCAAAGGACCAUUGCGAUUCCCUACUGGACUCCAUCGACGCUCAGCUCAGCCAGCUGCUGUGGCAGGGCCGUGGUGCAGGAGUCGCGGGUGGUCGCACGAAUGGAGACACCUCCUUGGACUGCUCCCCCAAGGCCCCCCGGGCAGCAGAGAUGGAAGGAUGCUGUGCAAACCAGGACGGCACCCCCUGGGACGAAACCGGCCCCUCUCGGAAGGAGGAGUACGGCUGGAGGCUGAUGCAUCUCCUUGGCUCUGAGCAAGCCCCGGAAAACCUGGGGGACCAGAGCGACUCGAAUUCCAUCUGCACGGAGGACUUUGCUGCCACGUUUCGGGAAGGCAUGGUCGACCCCCUGGGGAAUUCCGAUGGGGAAGGGGAUGUGCCAGCUGGGGGUUUCCCAGCCGGAGACUCUGAUGAGGAAGGGCGCGUCAUGGGAAUCAAAGCCAGGCCCGCUGGUCUCUGCCCCACCGUAGAGGCGUGUGGGGCCGCUGCAGAGGGCUUCAUGCUCAAUACAGCGAAGAGGCCGCACAUCCUGCAGCGGUUUGAGGAGGGGCUAGAAGGGGACUCAGCCCUGGCUUUGUCCAGCAGCAUGGAAGGGCCCCAGUCCCUGAGCUCCAGGACCAGGAGAGAGAGCCUGGAGUCUCUGGGGGGCAGGAUAUCCAGGCUGAGUCAGACCAACACCACGGACACCCCAAGCAGCACGGACACGGGGAAAGCCAGCGCCACGGGAAGCCAGGCUCCCAGACUAGCUCCACCUGAACGGGUGGAGAUCUCGGUGGAAAGCGUUCCUUGGCCCCUGGAGAGCUCUUCCAGACGGGGCCAGGACUCCCGGGAGAACUCCCGACCUUUCAGCAGCCCGUUGCUCGUGGAGGAGCUGGGUCCCAGCCAGCCACUCAGAGCUCUGGGUGCCGGUGCCGGCACAAGAGCCUGGACCAGAGAGUCCCAGCCUGUGAGGACAGCUCCGAGUCCGUCCGGGAGGAGACAGACUGAGUAUGGGCACGUCUGGUCCGACAGCCCCUCUCACUCCGCACCCACAGCAGUCCAUGGCAGCCCUUCACUGGCCUCCAAAGGGGAGAAGAGCCCCCGGCUAAUAGCAUCCCCCUGCCCCGACCAAGGGCUGCCCCCGGAGACGCUGGGAGAUCAGGGCUCAGCUUUGCAAGGGUUUGGUGCCACAACACAGCUGGCUAGUAGCCCUGAAAGCGCCCAGACACCCGCAGCUGGGGUUAGCGAUGGCUGCGUGGUGACACAGGGCGGGAUUGGUCCGGGAGAUCCUGAGAGGGAGGCUCCAGAGCUACUGCAACAAGGAUCGGUGAUUCCCUGGGGACCGUCUGGAAGGGGCGUCACUCAUGCUGCGGCUAGCGGAGGCAGGGAGGGAAUCUGGCGGAGCUGGGAGCUGCAGGCUGGGCCAGCGGAGAGGGGAGCUCGCGGCCUGACACUGUGUCCUGACCCAGAGCCGGGCGUCUCCGAGAGUCGUGGGAUGCAGAGCAGCCUGAGCGCAGCUUGGGACGAGGUCUAUCUGGGGCCCUGCAAGUACAAGCACGUGGCUGGCGUCCCCGUCACCAGUUUCGACACUGUCACCAUCGACAGUGACCUGGACUCGGUGAGGACGGAGACAGUCCAGGUUCACCUCCGCAAGGCCAUCGGCCGCCAGAGAGCUCCGGGCCGCAGCACCAAGGGGCCCCGCUGCCCACGGAGAGACUCGUCGGGGUGCCUGGGCUCCAGCAGUGCAGUCACUGACGAAGAGGAGGAGGAGGAAGAGGUCCUGUGGUCUCGUGGCAGCGCCGACUGGAGGAGCAGCAGCCCUGCGAGGUGGAGCUCAAUGCCAAGCAGGGCAGAGGCCAGCUGGGAGGGUACCAGGAAGGAAGCCUGCCUGGAGCACCAGGACCUGGGCGCUGAAGAGGAGAGGCUGUUGCAGAGGAAAUCCCGGCUACACGAGGCUGACUUGUCCCUGAGUGACAUCCUGGGUCAGAAAAAGCGCGCGGUCCAGGACCUGGAGUUGCUGCGUGGGGCCCUGGAGAGGAGCCAGAAGGAGGCGGAGACGCUGGAGUCCUGCCUGAAGGAGACUCGGAGCAAAGCGGAUGAAGCCAGGGCGGACCUGCUGCUGCUGCAGUACAGGCGGGACUCGUGCCUGCGGGAGCUGCCGGAGCUGGAGAAGGAGCUGAGCGCGCUGAGACGGCAGCGCUCCACCAUGCACAGCACCCAGCUGGGGGCCUUCCAGGCUGAGGUCUCCUCACUAGCGGCCGAGCGGGAGGAGCUGAAGUCCCGUGUGCGUCACCUGGAGGGCAGCUUGUCCUUCCUGGAGCGCCAGGAGCUGGAGCGCCAGCUGAGCUGCUGCAAGGCAGAGUUGUUCUCUGAGCAGCAGGCAGCCAGAGCCAGGACCGAGGAGCUGCAGGAGUGCCUGGAGGAAGCUCAGAACAAGCUGGAGGAGAGGACGUCAGAGGGGACGGAGCUGCAGGAGGAGACCACGCGACUGAGACUGCAGCUCAGGGAGCUGGAGAGGAAACAGGCAGCAGCUCUGAGUGGGCAGAUCCGAGACCUCCGAGUGCGGGAGACGGAGCAGGAGCUGAGACGCUCUGCUCUGGAGAAGAUCGUGUCGGAGAAGGAGCUCGAGCUGGUGAGGCUGCGAGAGGUCGUCUGUGCCCUUACGGCUGAGAAGGAAGCACAGCAACAUGCUAUGGAGAACCUGAGAGAAGAACAUGACAGGCAGCUGGGGAAGAUGCAGCACGAGAAGGAGCUGGAGUGGGCCCUUCAGAGGGAGGAGCUGCAGUGUCUGAAGCAGCAGGAGCUCCAGGAGUUUGCAGAGAGUUUGGAGCAGGUGAAGACCAGGGCCCUCCAGGAUCAAGCCGCUUCCUUCCAGAAGGAAGUGGAGAAUCUCACCAGGGUGAUCGAGGCCCGAGAUGAAGAGGUUCGGAGACAGCGGGAGGCCAUGCAGCGACAGAAGGAGUCUACCCAGCAGCUGGUCAGAGAGCUGAAGCAGGAAGCCAAGGAGAUGGUUCAGAGUGCUCUGCUUCAAGAGCAAAGGAAGUGGGAGGCUGAGAAGAGGGAAGCGCUCCAGGUGCAGCGUGGGACGCUGGAAGAGCAGAGCCAGCGAGCGCAUGCGGAGGCCCUGGACAAAGAGAAGAGGACGGUGUCAGUUUUACAGAAUAAAACCCUGGAGUACCAGAAGAGAAUUCAGGAGCUGGAGCUCCACGGCCACUCGCUCCAGCGGGAGAAGCAGGAGGCGCUGGAAGAGCUGCGGACGUUGCUGCAGGAGGAGAAGACGGAGGCACUAAGGAGACUGCGCGAGGAGCUGGAGCAGGAGAGGGCUCGUGAGAGUGACCGGCUGAGAGCGAGGCUGCAGCAGCUGGAGGAGGAGCAGAGCCACUUACGGGCUGAGCAGAACGAAAUGUCCUUCCGGGAGCGGGAGGCGCAGUCCCAAGCCGAGCGGGCUGAGCGCUCCCUGGCCAGGGAGAUCGGCUUGGCAUGCCAACGCCUCCAGGACCUGCUUCCCGAGAGAGGCAGGGGGCCGAUGGCUCAUGGGAGCCCAUCUCCCCUCUCGGCCAGUCACGCACUCCAGCUCCUGCAUGUAGUGACUGAGGACACCCAGCGCUACCUCGGAGCCUUGCAGCAGGAGCUGGAAGCUCAGAAACGCACCGUGCUUCACUUCCAGGAGGAGAAGGAGUGGGAGCUGAGACAGCAGCGAGAGCAGCUUCACUUGGAGAGCCAGGAAGCCCUGGAGGCCCUGAAGGAGCGGCUGAUCCAAGAGCAUCUCCAGGAGAUCGCCAGCCUGCAGCGCAGCCAGCUGAAGGAGGCCGGGGGUGGGGAGCAGCAGACGCUGCGCCAGCAGCUGCGGGAGAAGGACAACGAGCUGCGGGCCAUCCAGAGGAGCAUGGCCCACUGGAAAGACCAGACCACCUGCAAGCUGGCCCGCAAGUUUGAGGAGGAGCUGAAUGCGGAGCUGGAGACGCGCUUCUCCUGGGACAGACCCAGGGGCCUUCGCAGGAGUGGGGAGAGACUGGACGCAGAAAUCGGGCGGCUUGCCACGGACCGGAGCGAGCACACCCAUCUCUGCCCCACCUCCUCCUCCUCCUCCACCCCACUCGGGCAGCACGGCUUUGUGUCCUCAAAGCUCCUGCGCCAGCUGCAGGGCCGCGUGAGGGAGCUGCGGGCAGAGAACGCCCUCUACCGCGGGGGCAGCCUGGAGGACCUCGCCGCCCUGCGGGCAGAGCCAGGCCAGACGGGCAGAGACAAGAGGCUCCUGACAGCAGCUCUCUCUUUCCCACAGUUCCAUGGGGCAAGCUGUGGGAAAUAGCGCAUGUAGGAAGUGGGGAACAUGAAGCUGGAGCAGGUGGAAGAGUCGUCUUCUGUGGACAGACAGUGGGUGGUGGAGGCCUGGCUAUGGCAGGGGUGGAGUCACUCUCGACGUCGCGGGUAUCCAGCGGCGCAUUCGCUGCGCCCGGGAGUGAGGAAAGAAGCCAAUCAUAUGAGCUUGAGAAGAACCCAGGACGUUCUCCGCUGAGCAACUUGUGUAGACGCGACCCCGUCACAAACUCUGGGCUGCUCUUCAUGCCCCUGGGCUCAGUUUCCUGCUUGGUGAAGCCAAGGCCCUUGUUCCCUUCCGAUCAGACCCGUUCAGUCAGUGGGUGAAGCCGGGAGUGAUUGGUCAGGGAGGGGAUCUAGGGCACUACUGGAGCCAGGCAGUGACUGUUCAGCGCUGGGGCCAGUCCAAUGAGCAAGUCCAGGCAAACACUGGAGCCCAAGUGGAAAAAUCUCCGCUGAUGCCUCAAGGGGUUGAUGCUGCGGGAGGCUGUGAGAGAAGGGGCAGAGAGGGUCUCAUAGCCCCAGGAGUGGGGUGUGGAGUGAUGUCUUUUCUGCUAGCAGAGGGAAGGUGGAGGAGCAUUGCACCUCUGGGCUGAGCGUGGGUGGCUCUGGCAGCUACAGGGCAAAGAGUGCCCGUUGUGGCUGGGGGCAGCGGGUAUUUGUAUGUGUCUGAAGGAUGCCUUGGCAUCCUUUAAACCCUAUCCUGGCUCCUGUGCCAAGCAGGAGGCACUUGAUGCUAAGCUCUUUGGGGCAGGGACUGGGCCUUCCUCCCCGUUUGCACAAGGCAAGUGCUACCAGCAUAUAAAUAAUGAUGUUAACUCAGCAAUCUGCGGGUAAUUACCAAGAUGAUGAUGAUGAUAAUCCCUAGGUCUUCUAUAGCACUUUUCAUUGGCAGACCUCAAAGCUCUUUAAAAAAGAGGUCAGCUUCAUUAUCCCCAUUUUACACAUGGGGAAAGUGAGGUACGUAAAGAUGAAGUGGCCUGCCCAAGGUCAUCCAGCAGGCCCGCCAAGAAUAGAGCCCAGGUCCCCUGGGGGAGUGUGUGUCAAAUAUUCCAGAAGCACAGGCCUGCCCCUCACAAGAGCAAGCCAAGAGGUCUGGGCACAGCUCUGGCUGGUUGGGCUGCAGCAUCUGAAGAUGGCUCAGGAUUCUGCAUCUUGUUUUCAGUGCUGGUUGCGAUCCGUCUGGGUUCCAAGUAGCAGCAGAGCCAUCUUUGCAAUGCCUCCGUGCAGUGCUUUGCCAGCUUUCAAAAUGCAACUGGGGGCAGGUCUGCGUCAGAGUAGCCUAGAUGUCAGGUAUGAGGCCUGAGCGGAGCCAGUCUCUGGGCAGCCUAAUGAGCGCAGCUGGCCUACAGUAGGCUGCCUGAUGGGCUGCAUCCCCCAGUUGGUGGGCAGCAGCUGCAGGCCAGCUGUUAAGCCCAGCACCAGUGGUGUUUGGGAGUUGCUCAAAGCAUUUGCUCCUGGAUGUGCUAGUUCCUAUACCUGCUUGUUUCCAAUCCUACUUGUGCCUUGCCUCAGGCCAGGUAAUCCAGCGCUGACCCUCAGCUCUGAUGUCUAACUCCAGCUCUUCCCCGGGCGCCUAGUCUUGGCUACUGACACCUGUUCCAACCACUAGGCCUGACUGCCCACCCCCCGGUCUCCGAGACUGGGCAGAGGGUGAGUUCCAGGGGCGGUCAGCACCGUGACAUGGUCCCGCUAAACUUGCUCACUCCACCGCAGCAGUCUUUGUAGAUGUGCUGCUACAGGCUAGCUUCAUUCCCUACACCAGCAUAGUGUGGUUAAAUGCCGAGAGGGGGAUGCUAAAGUGGAUGUUGAUCAGUUUUUUUGCCUCAGCGCUUCAACCUGUCUUUAAAAAGCCCCGGGUGUUAGUGAAAGGUAAGCCUUGGCCUCCUCGGGGCACCACAGCAUUGGUAGAUUUGGCGCAUCCUGAAGCCUAGCAGGCAGAGCACUCCCGAUGCCGUGCAAGCCAUGGUUAACCCACUCGUCCUACCCCCGCCAGCUUGUGACAUGAAUACACCGGACCAGCACAAUCACGACAGCUGUACCUCUUACUACCUGCAGGGUGUUUCCAACUGCUGUCCAUUGCACGGGACCAGUGUAUUGCACCCAUGGCUGUAGGUACUUUGUAUAUAAAAACAACACGGCACA
Molecule: messenger RNA, 6707 nt
Organism: Trachemys scripta elegans
Lineage: Eukaryota; Metazoa; Chordata; Testudines; Emydidae
Product: putative ciliary rootlet coiled-coil protein 2
Exons: 28
Coding region: 1-4554 (1517 amino acids)
Source: RefSeq, a predicted model, not a curated record